Messenger RNA from Neolamprologus brichardi, 996 nucleotides. RefSeq names its product FKBP prolyl isomerase 11 (gene fkbp11). Gene Ontology annotation, biological process: protein peptidyl-prolyl isomerization. Gene Ontology annotation, molecular function: peptidyl-prolyl cis-trans isomerase activity. The record is from RefSeq and is a predicted model, not a curated record. NCBI's taxonomy places the organism in Eukaryota, Metazoa, Chordata, Actinopteri, Cichliformes, Cichlidae. Gene Ontology annotation, cellular component: endoplasmic reticulum.
GGGGUGUUUGCUCCUCAGCACGCCGACUUUCUCCAGCAUGGAGCAGCCACACAGUGAAGGAGGAGAGCCGUGCAGAAGCUGCGCAGCACCGCCCCCCAGCGCCUCUGCAGAGUUUCCGCUUGACACCCACGGCAGCCUGAUGGGAUGCAUGCGGAAUGUUUGAGGCGGGCUCUUUUGGAGGACCCAGGUGUUGGGACUUCGUCCAGCAGCAGGGCUUAUCGCUACAGUGUUACAACACAUCAGCAUUACCUGGCGCUGAGCCACUUUGGACGCAGAGGUCGACGGGCACGGCUCUCUCACUCUCUUUCGCUCUGCUGAUGAGUGGAGAAGACUCCUACACGGAAGUUGUUGUUGUCGGAUGGCAUCUCUUUCCCAGAAGUUUACAAUGAUGACGGGCAUCUUUCUGCUCCUUCUCGCUGUCUUCACCUGUGGACUCGCGCAGGUAGACCACGAUGACGCCCCCGAGGAGCUGCAGGUGGAGACCUUGGUGAAACCCGAAACUUGCUCCAUGCUUUCCAGAAUGGGAGACACGCUGCAGAUCCACUACACGGGUAAACUGAUGGAUGGAAAGGUGAUUGACACAUCUCUAUCCCGGGAUCCUCUUGUUGUCGAGCUGGGGAAGAGGACAGUCAUCGCUGGUUUGGAGCAAAGCUUGAUUGGCAUCUGUGAAGGGCAGAAAAUCAAAGCCACUAUUCCCUCUCACCUCGCAUAUGGAAAGAAAGGUUACCCUCCAACAAUUCCAGGUAAUGCUGCUCUGGAGUUCGAGGUGGAGGUGAUUUCACUCUCACAGCAGACGCAGUGGCAGAGGAUGGUCAACGAUGUGUUCCCCCUGGUGUGUUUGGCCCUGGUGCCCACUCUGCUGGGCUUGGUGGGACUUUACCUCUACAAAAAGGCCAGUGCCCAGAAGGCUAGCAAAAAGAAGGCCAAGGAUAAGAAGAGCAAGAAGAAAUAAGGACAAAUCACUGAACUAUUUAAAUAAAUGUUUUUUUAAUUGAA